AUGGCUCCCGGCCACCAUCAAUCGAUCAAGUCCAACAAGCGACGCAGAUCUCACUCGCCAAGUACCGACGACAAGAAGAAACAGAAGCAGACGCAGAAGCGCACGGCGGAAACCACAUCGACAAGGCGACCUGACACUCGCAAGGUUGCAGAAAACGCCCCGAACAAAAACGCCGCCUCCAGGACCAAGGCAAGGAAGGCAAGGCGCGCGGCCGCGAGAGAUAGGCACACUCGUAGUACGGCUCGCUCCGGCAAAGCGUUGGCCGCCCCUCCAGUAACUACACUGUAUGCGACCGCCAUAGAUCUUCCCGAUGAACUGAUUAUGAUGAUGUUUGACUAUUGCGAAAAGGAGAGUCAAGUGCAACUGUCCAUGACCUGCAAGGCAAUGCACCGAGUUGGAACGGAGGCACGAUUCCGGGAUAUCGACAUCGUGGUCGGCCGGAUAACGUCCAAGACGACCCCCGCUCAAUUCUCGAUCGUUCUCAAAAACUUGCGUUUCACUCGGCAUCUUCGUAUCAAUGUACUGGAUAAUGAUCGUGGAACAAGGCUUUUUAAGCGUCUUCUCAACCGUCUCAAGGAGCUCAGCCCAGUGUCGCUACGCUUCGUGGGUUCUCUCAAUUACAAGUCGUACGUCGGACUAUACAGCCUUCUCACCAGCAAGGAGCGUGGUGAGAAACUCAGAUCUAAACUUCGCAACCUCGAUCUUCCAAUGCGACCGCUUCGCGAGACUUGCCGACCUGGACAUAUCAACUCGGGGCCUUUCAAAGAUGGUGGCAUCUUCAACCACUCGGCUAUUAUCCGGUUCCAAUCAGACAAGCAACUAGAAAAACCCCUGGCUAGGGAGAUCAGCGUCGUAGGAGAUCACGAUCCCAGCCAGCAAUUGGACUCCGGCACCCCGCAUAGUGUGGCGCAAAACGUCAUCCAGAUGAUGGGUAUCGAGACUCGAAGUAUUGAUGAGCUUGUGGUCUUUGGCCGACAUACGACUAGGGACUCUCCGACCUUCUAUCUUCAGAACCCUUUCGAUAACUUUGGUCUUCACUUGCCUUCGAAGCCGUUCGGGCUCAGAGAGCUGAGUCUUGUUGGCCUCGAUUUCCGGCAACUACGGCCUGCAAUGUUUACUUCAUUCAGCAUCACGACUCUUCGCACUCUUCGGGUGAAGCAAUGCUGCUGGUUGAAGAAACUUUUCGAGCACCUGAUGAGCUCAAAGGACCCUCUUCAUCUUCAUACGGUCAAGAUCAAUAUAUACAGCUAUGGAGAGUAUCUUCAGCCGGAUGAAGCUUUCGGAUUCGCCAAGUUCUGCAAGUCAUUUUCGACUUUGAAGAAGGUCGAGAUAGAAGCUGGUGCAAAUUGGCAAACUGACUUUGACGCACAUAUUCUCAGUUCACACAGCGAACUCGAAGAGUGCUUCCUGAGUCUCGGCAAACCAUCACUAGACAUGGCGACGAUCGAGAUUCUCCAGGAGAACCACAAGAACCUCAAGGUGUUAUGUUUCAGGUGUCAAGAAAUAGCAGGAUCUUUGGAGCGGGGUCGUUUAUCACAAGAAGGUGAGAAGAAGAUUGCUCUUCUGGCUGCUGAAUUGCCGCUGUUCAAGAAGUUGGAGGAGUGGCAGCUGAUCUGCGAUCCUCCUCGCUCCAAGGACGUAUUGAGUAGUUUCCAGACCAUUGCGACGGAGAUACACCAGCGCGUCGCGGCUGCCUUUGGCACACGUCCACUCAACAUCAACACCAUUUCCAUCCUCACUCGGGACAUCUUUUACACCCUAGAUGAGGUUGACGCUGGGAAGAUACCCCACAUGCAUAGGUUUCAUUUCUCAAAGGUGGUAGCAGAGGCUGGGGGUAUUCAGUGUUGA
Molecule: messenger RNA, 1848 nt
Organism: Alternaria ethzedia
Lineage: Eukaryota; Fungi; Ascomycota; Dothideomycetes; Pleosporales; Pleosporaceae
Exons: 2
Coding region: 1-1848 (615 amino acids)
Source: RefSeq, a predicted model, not a curated record